Molecule: messenger RNA, 926 nt
Organism: Tarenaya hassleriana
Lineage: Eukaryota; Viridiplantae; Streptophyta; Magnoliopsida; Brassicales; Cleomaceae
Product: agamous-like MADS-box protein AGL14
Exons: 8
Coding region: 113-748 (211 amino acids)
Biological process (GO): positive regulation of transcription by RNA polymerase II
Cellular component (GO): nucleus
Molecular function (GO): RNA polymerase II cis-regulatory region sequence-specific DNA binding; DNA-binding transcription factor activity, RNA polymerase II-specific; protein dimerization activity
Source: RefSeq, a predicted model, not a curated record
CUUCCAAAUCUGUCUUAGUCUUUUGUUGGAAUUUUUUUGUCCAUAUAUCUUCAUUGUUAUCGUGUUUCUUGUACUUUUUUCGUUCUUGAAGAAAUUUGAAAGAGAAGAGGGAAUGGUGAGAGGGAAGACGGAGAUGAAGAGGAUAGAGAAUGCAACAAGCAGACAAGUGACCUUCUCCAAGAGAAGGAACGGACUUCUCAAGAAGGCCUUUGAGUUAUCAGUCCUUUGUGAUGCUGAGGUUGCCCUAAUUGUUUUCUCCCCCAGAGGAAAACUCUACGAGUUUUCUAGCUCUAGCGUGACAAAAACAAUAGAGCGAUACCAAAAACGAACGAAGGAUCUCGUGACUAAUAGCAAGGGGAAUGCCAAUUCGCUGCCAGCAAAGGGCGAAACACACGGCUUUGAAAGGAAGAUCCAACAGCUUGAGAUUUCCAAACGCAAAAUGCUUGGAGAAAGACUCGAGGCAUCUUCUGUCGAGGAGCUCCAACAAUUGGAGAACCAGUUGGAACGAAGCUUGACCAGAAUAAGGGCCAGAAAGUAUCAGUUAUUCCUCGAAGAGAUUGAGAAGUUAAAGGAAGAGGAAAGGAACUUGCUUGAAGAAAAUAAAAAGCUAAUGGAGGAGUGCGGAAUGAGUGCAAGAGGAGGAUUACAAGCAAAGCAAGUAGAAGCGGCGAAGAAGAUAGAUGACAACGAGGUGGUGACCGAUUUGUCCAUUGGACCCCCGAGACAAGACUCACCAAAAAAACCCUAGUAAAUCAUUAUGAAUAAUAUAUAUAUAUAUAUAUAUAUAUAUACACUUGGAGCUUUAUUUGAUUCCCGUUCUCCUUUGGAAGAAGGAGGGAUCUUAACUAAUGUACGAACGUCUAAAAUGUGGCAUCCACAUAAAAAAGAAAUCUGAAUACUCGAAUAAAUUCGGAGUUGGGUAUGUA